Messenger RNA from Nomascus leucogenys (northern white-cheeked gibbon), 1955 nucleotides. It is a transcript of the gene TMEM204, whose product is annotated as transmembrane protein 204. NCBI's taxonomy places the organism in Eukaryota, Metazoa, Chordata, Mammalia, Primates, Hylobatidae. The record is from RefSeq and is a predicted model, not a curated record.
UCAGGAAGCACAUCCUGUCGGUGUCGGGCUGCCGUGGCAGCGCCGCUAUUUGUUGCGGUUGGCUACGCCCUCCAGCUCACCAAAAACAGUCUCAAAAACAACCAUUUCCUCUCUGCUGAGAGCCGGGGAAGGCGAGCUCCGCGCACACGGGCGUCCCUGCGGCAGCCACUCUGCUUUCCAGGACCGGCCAGCUGCCCUGGAGGCAUCUGCACAGGGGUCCAGGCAGCACAGAGGAGCUGUGAACCCGCUCCACGCCGGCCACCCUGCCCGGAGCCUGGCGCUCACAGCGGGCCGGUGCUAAGGAGCGUGGUGCGGGCUCGACUCCCACGGCUGCCAGCCUCCGUCCGGAGUGACUCUGUUUUCCACUGCUGCAGACGAGGAGAGGCACGCGCGGCGCAGGCCGGCCUCCGCUUCCCAGGAAGACGGCGCACUCCUGGCCCUGGGUUCUUGCUGCUGCCCACCCUCUCCUCCCUGGGAUGGGCCCCGAGGCGAGCGGCUUCAGCACAGGCCUGGCCCUGCUCCAGGUGCAGGAAGGAGGAUAAGGCUGGGCCGAGACGCGGCUCACCUGGACCAUCCCAUGGGCCUCCGCCCGCGCCAGGCCGAGGAUGAGCGGUGAUGUCCUCUAGCCGUCCCUAGCAGCGUCGGCUCUCCCUGGACGUGCGGCCGCGGACUGGGACUUGGCUUUCUCCGGAUAAGCGGCGGCACCGGCGUCAGCAAUGACCGUGCAGAGACUUGUGGCCGCGGCCGUGCUGGUGGCCCUGGUCUCACUCAUCCUCAACAACGUGGCGGCCUUCACCUCCAACUGGGUGUACCAGACGCUGGAGGACGGGCGCAGGCGCAGCGUGGGGCUGUGGAGGUCCUGCUGGCUGGUGGACAGGGCCCGGGGAGAGCCGAGCCCUGGGGCCGGGGCCAGGGCCAGCCAGGUGGACGCACGUGACUGUGAGGCGCUGGGCUGGGGCUCCGAGGCGGCCGGCUUCCAGGAGUCCCGAGGCACCGUCAAACUGCAGUUCGACAUGAUGCGCGCCUGCAACCUGGUGGCCACGGCCGCGCUCGCCGCAGGCCAGCUCACCUUCCUCCUGGGGCUGGUGGGCCUGCCCCUGCUGUCACCCGACGCCCCGUGCUGGGAGGAGGCCAUGGCCGCUGCGUUCCAACUGGCGAGUUUUGUCCUGGUCAUCGGGCUGGUGACUUUCUACAGAAUUGGCCCAUACACCAACCUGUCCUGGUCCUGCUACCUGAACAUUGGCGCCUGCCUUCUGGCCACACUGGCGGCAGCCAUGCUCAUCUGGAACAUUCUCCACAAGAGGGAGGACUGCAUGGCCCCCCGGGUGAUUGUCAUCAGCCGCUCCCUGACGGCGCGCUUUCGCCGUGGGCUGGAUAAUGACUACGUGGAGUCACCAUGCUGAGUCACCCUUCUCAGCACUCCAUCGACGCGCACCUGCUAUCAUGGAACAGCCCACGAACCAAGGGAAUCCACCACCAAGUCACUUCCCCUGCUUGUGCAGAGGCACAGGAUGAGUCUGGGUGACCUCUGUGCCAUGUGUGCGAGACGCGUGUGCGUUUACUGUUGUCGGUCAUAUGUCUGUAUGUGCCGUGGGCCAACCUCGUUCUGCCUCCAGCUUUCCUGGUUAGCGCAACGCGGUUCCACGGCCACGCGCGCUUCAGGGUGGAGGCUGGAAGCUGAGACACAGGUUAGGUGGCGCGAGGCUGCCCUGCGCUCCGCUUUGCUUUGGGAUUAAUUUAUUCUGCAUCUGCUGAGAGGGGCACCCCAGUCAUAUCUUACACUUUGGUAAAGCAGAAAACCAGGAAAAUUUUCUUAAAAUAUCCACAAUAUUCCUUGAGUGAGUCAGAAUCUAUAGCCGAUUAGUGAUGGUUUCAGACAGAAUCGUGUUCGUGUCUGUUUUGCUCGAUUCCUUUCCUAAGUUAAAUAAAUGCAAGCCUCUGAACUCUGUCUAUAA